Messenger RNA from Eublepharis macularius, 2619 nucleotides. It is a transcript of the gene SHARPIN, whose product is annotated as SHANK associated RH domain interactor. The transcript has 14 exons. Bases 31 to 2109 code for a protein of 692 amino acids. Gene Ontology annotation, molecular function: metal ion binding; ubiquitin-protein transferase activity; ubiquitin binding. The record is from RefSeq and is a predicted model, not a curated record. Lineage: Eukaryota; Metazoa; Chordata; Lepidosauria; Squamata; Eublepharidae. Gene Ontology annotation, cellular component: LUBAC complex. Gene Ontology annotation, biological process: protein linear polyubiquitination; proteasome-mediated ubiquitin-dependent protein catabolic process; positive regulation of canonical NF-kappaB signal transduction.
CCGAUUCCGGCCGGCGGGGCUGGAGGGGCGAUGGCGGCAGCGGCGGCGGCGGGAUCGGGCGGCUCCGCGGCGGGCCUGCUGUUGGCGGCGGCGCGGGCCUGGGUGCCGCGGCCCUCCCCGCUGCCGCUCCUGGGCCGCGUCGGGCGGCGCCUCCUCCGGCUGCAGCUCAGCGCCGCGCCGGGCCCGGACCGCUUCCGCCUCGGCCUGAGGGGCGGCCCGGACUCGGGGCCCGAACCGAGCCUGGUGGAGUACAGCCUCAAGGAGAUUGCCUAUGAAGUGAAGACGCCCACCUGUCACGAGCUGAAAGUCUUGGCCCGCCCAGAUGACCCCAUCGUCUUCCAUUUCGAGGAUGAGCACGAGGCACAGAAGUGGUGGGCGGUCGUCAGCAGCUGCCUUCGGGAGGUCCAGAAAGCUACUGAGGUCCCCCAGUUGGUGACAGGCCGGUCUCCUGUCCAUCUUUCAGCUGCUACGAACUCUCUGCCUGUUUUGGAGCCUGAGGCCUGUCUGCCCUCGGAGCUGGCUAGGAAAGAAGACCUGGCAUUCCAGCUUUCCAUGGCUAUUGAGCUUGGGGAUCAGGAAGAGGCCGUACGAUGUGCCACUGCACUGGCUCGGCAGCAGACUGCUCUGCGUAUUCUGCCCAAAGAGUCCUGCUACCCUGCGAGUGAGAUCAGCAUGAAGGUGGGCGUGGAAGAUGCCACGUGCUCAGCCAACAUCACCCUCCGGGUCCACACGUAUACCACAAUUGCAGCUCUCAGACAGAAGGUCUUUCAGGAUUAUGGGUUCCACCCCAGCGUUCAGCGCUGGAUUAUUGGCCAGUGCCUCUGCGUGGAUGACCGAACUGUGGGCUCCUAUGGGAUCCGCAAGGAUGGAGACACAGCCUUCCUCUACCUGCUCUCAGCAAAAGCAGCCAAUCUCUCAGAGCAGCGCUACAAAGAGGACACGGACUGGGUGGUGCUGCAGCCAGCCCCUUCGCCACUGUCGGACGGCUCCAGUGCUGGGCGACCUUUGUCCAGCACUCUGCCAAAAGCAGCUGGCGUGUCACAUGGUAGCAAGAAGACGGGCAUUGAGGAGGGACUAAGCGCUCUGCAGCUCACCAGCCCUCCCAGCCAUUCUCGGGCACCUCCGGCCGCAGAUGUUGGCCCCUCUUCCCCCAUCCAGGCUGGCUGGCCUUGUCCAACUUGCACAUUCAUCAACAAGCCCACCCGCCCUGGCUGUGAAAUGUGCAGCACUGACCGGCCGGCCAGCUACGUUGUUCCCGGUAGCUACAGACCAGAUGAAGUGGAGCUGUGGCGGAUGCAGCAGGAGAGGGAGGGGAUCUUGCAGUACCAGCAGGUCCUGGAGCAGGAGCGGCAGCAGAACUUCCUGCAGCUGCGCCAGCUGGACGAAGAGGCCCUGGUCCCCACCCAGGAGGCGACGGAGUGCCGCAUCUGCUACCUUGACGUGGAGCCGGGUGAGGGGGUGCUGCUGCGCGAAUGCCUGCACAGCUUCUGCAGGGCCUGCCUGCGGCAGCUGAUCAACUGCAGCAAGGAGCCCCAAGUGGCCUGCCCCUUCAGGGACGAUGCCUACGCCUGCAGCAGCCAGCUCCAGGACCGAGAGAUCCGGGCGCUGGUGUCGCAGGAGGAGUACGAGCGCUUCCUGGAGCGAAGGCUGGCCGUGGCGGAGAGCCGCGCCCAGAACAGCUACCACUGCCAGACGGCCGACUGCCUGGGCUGGUGCAUCUACGAGGACGACGUCAAUGACUUCCGCUGCCCCAUCUGCUGGGCACUCAACUGCCUGGUCUGCAAGGCCAUUCACGAGGGUAUGAACUGUAAGCAGUACCAGGACAAGCUGCAGCUCCAGGCCCAGAACGAUGCUGCGGCCUGGGAGACCACCAACAUGCUCAAGAUGCUGGUGCAGCUGGGAGAGGCCAUGCAUUGUCCCGUGUGUCGCAUUACAGUGCAGAAGAAGGGAGGCUGCGACUGGCUCCGGUGCCCCGUCUGCCAGACAGAGAUCUGCUGGGUGACCAAAGGGCCACGCUGGGGACCAGGGGGUCCUGGUGACACCAGUGGAGGCUGCCGGUGCAACGCAGAUGGGCAGAGGUGCCACCCCAACUGCCAGAACUGCCACUGAACACCCGCUGCAGGGAGGAGACUCUGCCCUGAGCCAGACGGAGCACAACAGAGGCAGCCCCCCCCCCCGCCCGAGUCUCCGUGCGUGGCUGCGCCAAGGAGCUGAAGUGGGCCUUUGCUGGGGGCACAGGCCCCUCCCUCCCACUCUGGACUUUUAACCCUGUAGUGACAAAUGCCCCAUCUGUAGAGGGCUGGGGGGGGGAGGCUGAUCUCCUUCCUUCCCGCCACUUACUGACACUCCCUGUAUCUACCUCCAAAGGGUGGCACCCCCUACAUGAGGGAAGGCAUUGCAUCCUAUAAACAGGAAUAAGGGGCGAGUUCUCUAGGCACUCCCUCCCCUUUCUGCACUACCCUGGUCUUACGCCAAGGUCUUAGCGAAGAGACUGACAUCUCCCACCCUGGACCUGUUCAGCUGGGCACCAAGGCAGCAGCGCUCUCGGGAAAGGGUUCAAGAUGUACGUGGCUGCACAGAAAGGCAGAAGGCCUAUUCAAUAAAGGCAUAAACACUGAA